AGUUCUUCUGUCUGCUCUCUUUUUCUGCCCCUUUCUUUCAAAACCCUAAUCCCGUCGAUUCAGUCUGGGCCUCGAAACACCUAUCCCGUCUUUCGUCUCUCUUCUUCCCCAUUUUCCCUCCCUGCUAACCUCUUUUUGUCCAAAAUCAAUCCGUCUGCUCUCACCUGCCAUCUCUCGCGCGCUUCGAUUGCCCUUCUCCGAUCGCUUUCGCCGCCGCCGCCGCCGCCGUGGUUGCAACAUCGAUCACUCCGUCUCGUCCUCUCUCCCCUCCAAUCUUUCUUCCAGUCGGCCCGGGACUCGGAGUUGGGGGAUGAAUCCGUGGCGUGUAGUUUUAGUAGGGAUCUCCUUGGAGCCAGUCUCUACUUCGAGGUAGUGAUGUCUCCCGCAUCAAGAGCCAAGAACAAGGACAAGAAAUCUGGCAAAGAACCACAGAAGGCAUUAUCAAAGCCUCCAUCAGGCACUGUUAAUGGAGGUAGCAGUAGUAGCAUCCCAGCCAGUGCAUACAAUCCACUGUCUGGAACAUUCCAUACACUUGAAACAGUGCCAACAUCUGCCGCCUCUCCCAUACACAACAAUGGCAGAUUCCGCAACAUAGAUGAGACAGAUGAUCAGUUUGGUGGAGCUGGUGGUGUGGAAUAUGAUUCUGUCUCAAACAAUGGAAGCUGGUCUGGUGAUUCAGAAGAUCACCACAAGGAGAAGACCUCCAACACUCCAGCACGCCAGGAAGCAACAAUUCCGGGUGUUGCUGACAAUGACAAGAGAGAGAAAAUCCGUCAGAAGAAUGAGAGGAAGCAUCAGCGCCAGAAGGAAAGGCGAGCACAGGAAUUGCAUGAGCGGUGCAGCGGCUAUCUAAUGUCAAGGAAGCUCGAAGCACUUGCUCAGCAGCUCGUUGCCAUGGGAUUCUCACACGAAAGAGCUACCAUGGCUCUAAUACUUAAUGAAGGUAAAGUAGAGGAAUCUGUGUCGUGGCUGUUUGAAAGUGGUGAAGAUACAGAUGAUAAACACAGAGAUCAGAAUCUCGGUGGCGGUGGGAAUCUGAAAAUUGAUAUAUCGGAUGAGCUUGCUCGGAUUGCUGAUUUAGAAGUGAGAUACAAGUGCACAAAGCAAGAGAUUGAAAGGGCAGUAGUUGGUUCUGAAGGUGACCUUGAUAAAGCUGCAGAGAGUUUGAGGAGGAUGAAGCUUGAUCCUCCUCCUGCACCUCCAAAGCCUGAAGAAACUGGUGAUCCCCCAACAAUGGUUAACGGUGGGAAGGGGGUUCCAGUAUCUGUCAGUCAUCAGAAUGUUAUGAGACCUCAAGUAAGACCAAAUCAUAGUCAACCUUCUGUGGCUAUACAACAGAGACGAGAUGAUAAUAGAGACUUCAACUACAUGAAAGCUGCUGUUCCUCCUGCCUUGGGAGGAGGAGGAUCUCCUGAACCUGGGAUGGUGAAGAACUUACAGCAGCCUUUGAACAGAAUACAACCGACAAAGUUGGUCUCUGGUGUGGCGGUAUCAGAGAAAAGGUGGACUGGUGUGCCAACAUCUAAUAAUAUUCCAUCUGUUUCUUACUCUCUGUCGUCUCCUUUGCAAGUUUCACCACAACCACCCAAGGCAGAUACCAGCAGGUAUGCAUCAUCAUCAUCUGUUGGGAGUGAAUAUAAUAACAAGAACUUUCUCCCUGGUGGAACUACUGUUAGAGAACCUGUAAUCAUGAUGCAGCGACCCCAAACUACUGUAAAUACGAAACAACUUCCAGCAGUUACAAGCAUGAGCUCAUCGCCUCCACCUGGGUCUGCUGGCCUCAGUUGGUACCCUCCAAACGGCGUUGAUAUGAUGAAGCCCGGCAACGGAUUUGUUCCCCAGAUUCCAAGCAGCCUAAGCCCAAACCACCUAACUUCUUCUAGUCAGAUGUUCCACAACCAUCAUCUUCCGUAUCAGCAGCAGCAGCAGCAGCAGCAACAUUUUAUUCCUGGAAGCAGUCCCCUAGAGACAAGCAGAGGAGGGAAUGGGUUAUGGAGUAACAGACCAGGGUCAGCGUCAACCCUUGCUGCUGCUUCUAACCUUGGCCUCUUCUCUGGCUUCGGUUCGACUGUUUCGUCGGGGGCCUCCUCACCGGUGGAUUGGACCACUGCAAGCUCAAUGGCACAGUUAGACUACACGAACAUAGACUGGAGUUUGGAUCGGAGUUUGUCUUCUCCAAGGCCUAAUGCUACAUUCUGUCUAGGGCAAGGGUCGUUAAAGAAUGGUGCCACCCAGGGUUAUGACCCUGCAGGGUCAGGGUUGGGUGCAAAGCUUGCGAUGAGAGCAGCUCCAAGUAUGAAUGGUGUAGGUGGCUUUGCAGGGCUGCAGGAUGGUGGCGGGGUGGCUAACCCAGAAACGUCGGCUGGCGGUUCGCAUGAGUGGACGUCUCCAUUUGAGGGGAAAGAUCUGUUUAGCUUACCCAGACAGUUUGUUUCUUCUCCUUCACUGUAGUAGGGUGGGUUGGGGGAGGCCUUGAAUAAAAAUGAAAAAGGAAAAAAAGAGGAAAGAAGGACAAGAAAAAUGUGUUUGAAUUUUAUGGUUGCUGUUGGGUUGUCUGCUUUUCUGUCGAUUUGUUGAAUAUCCUUAGUGAAGAUAAGUGGCAUCUCAACGAGUUAUAUUUUCUUGAAUGCUGCCGUUCCCUUUGGAUUUACAGUUCCUGAGAGGUUAGAGAGGAAGCCUGUAGUGUGACUGUGAUUGAUGAACUUUGAAUCGGCAAGGUUACGAGUCGAAAGCGAGUACCCUCGUGAACCCACACCAUCUUCCAAACUAGUAGGGAGGGAAAAUGC
This is a messenger RNA of Linum tenue, 2786 nucleotides long. The record is from the annotation of a GenBank genome assembly. NCBI's taxonomy places the organism in Eukaryota, Viridiplantae, Streptophyta, Magnoliopsida, Malpighiales, Linaceae.